Molecule: messenger RNA, 1053 nt
Organism: Penicillium samsonianum
Lineage: Eukaryota; Fungi; Ascomycota; Eurotiomycetes; Eurotiales; Aspergillaceae
Product: nitronate monooxygenase
Exons: 1
Coding region: 1-1053 (350 amino acids)
Molecular function (GO): nitronate monooxygenase activity
Source: RefSeq, a predicted model, not a curated record
AUGGCGACAAGCUUGCUAUCGCGAUACCCAUGGGUAGCAGGUCCGUUUGUGGUCAGCGCCCCCAUGAAAGUAAUGUCCGGUCCAGCGCUGGCAGUAGCCGUCUCUCGCGCCGGUGGACUAGGGUUCAUUGGCCCCGGUGCCAAAACACAGGACACAAGUGACGAUCUCGAGAAAGCAUCAUCACUGAUACGCCAAGGGGCCAACACAGUACCAACUCCCGGCUCAACACUACCUGUCGGCAUAGGAUACCAGCUCUGGGGUGACGACAUCAAUGUUGCCGUUGCCGCUAUCGAGAAGCAUAAACCAUGUGCAGUCUGGCUAUACGCCCCACGCCAGGGACCCAAGGAAUACGACGACUGGUCUAGCAAGAUCCGUCAAGCAUCCCCUGACACCCAAAUCUGGAUUCAAAUUGGCACCUUGAAGGAGGCAAAGGAGCUUCUUCAGAACCGUGAGCGACCAGAUGUUAUUGUUGUGCAAGGGGCUGAAUCAGGUGGCCACGGUCGGGCGAAGGAUGGAAUGGGGCUUAUGGCACUGUUUCCCGAAGUGGCAGAUGCCAUGGCAGGCAGCCAGAUUGCUUUGUUUGCGGCUGGCGGAAUCGCAGAUGGGCGCGGUGUUGCAGCGGCACUGUGUCUUGGAGCUUCAGGCGUGGUGAUGGGGACUCGAUUCCUGGCUGCCAGUGAAGCACGCAUUAGCCGGGGUUACCAGGACGAGGUUGUACGUGCAGUCGAUGGUGCGACCUCAACCACGCGUACGCUACUGUAUAAUCACCUCAGGGGCACUUUUGGGUGGCCAGAAGAAUAUAGUCCCCGGACUAUCUUCAACAAAUCAUUUGUUGAGCACCAGGAAGGGAAGUCUUUCGAGGAACUGAAAAGGCUUCAUGAUGAAGCUGUUAAGACGGGCGAUAACGGCUGGGGGCCUGAGGGGAGACUUGCGACAUACGCAGGAGCCUCUGUCGGACUGAUACACGACGUGAAAGGCGCAGAAGAUAUUGUCCGUGAGAUUCGAGGAGAUGCAUUGGAAAUAUUUCAGCGGCUGGUUCCCCGAAAAGAGUAG